Quercus lobata is the source of this 1390-nucleotide messenger RNA. It is a transcript of the gene APEM9, whose product is annotated as 3-phosphoinositide-dependent protein kinase-1. The transcript has 7 exons. Lineage: Eukaryota; Viridiplantae; Streptophyta; Magnoliopsida; Fagales; Fagaceae. The coding region runs from base 97 to 1179 and encodes 360 amino acids. Gene Ontology annotation, biological process: peroxisomal membrane transport. The record is from RefSeq and is a predicted model, not a curated record.
GUGGUGGUGAGAUUCAAAACUAUGCUCAGGUUUGUGUAAGAGAGAGAGAGAGAGAGAGAGAGAGAGAGAGAGAGAGAGAGAGAGAGAGAGAGAGAGAUGGCUGUAAUUGAAUCAAAUCCUUCAAUUUGGGAAGAAAUCGAGCGCUCCGAGAGCUACCUUGUUUGUUCAAUGUAUUCGGAGGCAGAAUCAUUAGCUUCGUCCAUAUUGAAGCGUCUUUGUAACGAUGAUGGUAAAAGCAUUUUUGAAGUCGGAGAAGAAGAUGUUGGAUUCCGUGACAUGUUGGAGUCGACCGGUAUGGUGUUAGUCCAAUCCUUGAAGGCACUAGGAAGGACAUCAGAAAUUCUGAAUCAACUUAAACUACUAUACGUGUCUGUUACAGCUAUCCCUGUUCAAGUUCUACUUACUGGGGCUUGUUUUCAGAUAUCAGAUGGUUCUUCUUUUGGUGUUCGAGAAUUUCUUGAGGAGUUCCUUAGCAAGUGGAAUUGUGUGGAUGAACAAUACUAUGGUCUUGUUGGUGCAGAAGCAAAUGUAGAUUGUAUGGCAAGAUUUGAGAGGCAUUUUAUUUUGGGAGUUGAUGAAUAUGUGGAAGUUGUUGAGGUCUAUGCUGUGAUGCUACUUGCAACAGUUUUACAAGAUAUGCACCUCGCUAUCUCGUGGGUUGAGAAAGCUGCACUACCUGAGGAAAAACGACAGGUACUUCUGAGGAAAUUGCACUCCCUGCAUUCUCUUAAAGCCACCAACUUGUCACAAGGGUCCUCACCUCUGCCGACAGAUAACCAUGAUGGCCAUUUAUCUUCACAGAAAGAACUGAAUGUGUCUGAGGGUUCUCAAAAAGCCUUAAAAGCCACGCACCCACCUAAUCAAAGGAAUGUUAAAAAACAAGCAGUUUUAAAAUUGUCUGAACGAAUGGAGCCAUAUUUCUGGUGGUUUCGUACCAUCACUUUGAAGUUUGGUAAUGCUCGAUUGGUCAUAUCUAAUGGAAAGAUUAUGCUGGGCUGUUUGAUCCUGCUCAUGUUUUAUGUUCUCCGAAGGAAAAAAGCUGCUUUGAAGAGGACUGUUACAAGACAAGCGCUGUUCUUGAAAGGAGCUCUGGUAGAUUUGUGGAAGCUUGCAUUUUCAUACCAAGUGAAUCCUCUAGCUGCUGUUCAACCUCUGGCUACUGCAACACGAGGACAGUGACAUAAAUUUUUAGUCAUUAUGCUCUUUAGGUGUCCAAUACAGGUAUAAAUACAGAUAUCUUCAAAUGAACAGCCUCGAUUCUAAAGAGGCAAUGUUGUUUUAGUAUGGAUCUUGUAUUUCCUCUUGUCAAUAAUGCCAUGCUAUUGUAAUCAUGAUUCAUGAACUGGUAUGAAUUAAAUAUUUAACAAACAGGUGCAAUUUCUAUGUUUAA